GUCAGAGGGCAACAUUCUGGUCAUAGCUCACCCCGUGUGAAUACAUCUCUACACUCCUACCAUGUGCAAGGUAUUCCUACUGACUGUGGCGGGCGUGUUGGUGGCUGUGGCCUCCGCCCGUGCAUCCAACUCCUACAUCCAGCCUCAGACUUACAAAGAGGAGCCAAAGCCGUACGCGUUCACGUACGGAGUUCAGGACGACUACGCCGGCACCAACUUCGGCCAAAACGAACAGUCUGAUGGAAACACUGUCAGGGGUUCCUACACUGUCCAGCUCCCCGACGGUCGCAAACAGACGGUGGCCGCGCUAGUGGUGGUGCUGGGGUCAGCAGUCGCCCUUCCCUCAGACCUCUACGGCGCUCAACCUGUUUACAAAGAUGAAACCAUCCCUUACAACUACGCCUACGGUGUUAAGGACGACUACGCCGGCACUGACUUCGGCCACAACGAGGACUCAGAUGGCAACGCUGUCAAGGGCUCAUACAAUGUUGCUCUUCCCGACGGCCGCAUCCAAACAGUGAACUACGUGGCUGACCACUACAACGGGUACCAGGCUCAGGUGAGCUACAAGGGCGAGGCUCAGUACCCCCACGAGUAUGGUCCCGCUGUCACCUUCAAGCCCCAGCAAUACCAACCCUCUUACCAACCCCAGCCAUCAUACCAAUAAGCGCCGAUGUAAUAAUAUUCAUGUUACCUCUCCUAGUCCUAUAAGUGUAAAUAAAGCAUGUUUUAAUAAAUUUAAAU
Cherax quadricarinatus is the source of this 744-nucleotide messenger RNA. Its product is annotated as cuticle protein 7. Gene Ontology annotation, cellular component: extracellular matrix. The record is from RefSeq and is a predicted model, not a curated record. Lineage: Eukaryota; Metazoa; Arthropoda; Malacostraca; Decapoda; Parastacidae.